Molecule: messenger RNA, 5016 nt
Organism: Pseudomassariella vexata
Lineage: Eukaryota; Fungi; Ascomycota; Sordariomycetes; Amphisphaeriales; Pseudomassariaceae
Product: nucleoporin Nup186/Nup192/Nup205
Exons: 4
Coding region: 1-5016 (1671 amino acids)
Biological process (GO): nuclear pore organization
Cellular component (GO): nuclear pore; nuclear pore inner ring
Molecular function (GO): structural constituent of nuclear pore
Source: RefSeq, a predicted model, not a curated record
AUGGCGGAAGCUGACACUGGGCUGCUCGACGCCCUCCAGUCUCUCCAUGGCGAUCUUCUUGCCGCGACCGAGCGUCCAAAAGAGCAGCGUCUCGAUCUGCCGGCCGAAAUUGGGCCCCUGCUUGAGGUCUGGGGAGACAAGUUCAAGGCGUUUCUCGAUAAGCCCACACGAAGCAAAACGAGUCGAGAUGCGGUGCUCUCGGGCAAGAUCACCUUGUCGGACGAGGAAUACACAAUCAGCAAGGAGUUCCAGGAGAUCGCUCUACAGGUUGCUGAUGAAGUCGACCUGGACGAGCUUGAAACAUCAAGGCUGGUCUUGGAGUCGCAGAAUGACGAGCAAGUCUUGGGUCGUUCACUCCGCGAAUGUGCCAUCAUACGCUUCCAUCAACAAAGAAAAUACCUGCUCAGCUGCAUCAGGCUAUUCCUCGAGCUUUCGAGGAUUGAUGAGAUGCCAGAAGAAAUCGAGGACUGGUUGGCAGCCUACGUGAAUGAGCUGAUUCUCGGAGAAGGACCGGCCGCCAAAAUACAGAGGCUUGUGCCCAGGUGUAUGGCCGCCAUGAAACAUAUCAGAGAGUGGCUUCACAAAAUUGUCGAACAAGUAACUGGUGCCACCGUGCUUGGUCACGCCGGCGAGGCCGAGUUUCGCGAAACCAUAGAAUUUUCUCGUGUUAGUCUCAUCCAACAACACGAGCUUCUGUCCGUCAUUCUCUGCUAUGCUAUUGAACGACGUGUUGCCACUAGCCAAGAUUUCAUCGAUUUCUUCAAGUCGCUGAAGGAAAUUGGACGAUACGACUACGCAACCGUUCACGUGUUUCCACCCUUGGGCGCAUUCAUCACGGUAUUUGGUUCAACUGAGGGCAAUGGAGAUCUCGACACAUCCAGAAAGCUUAAUGAUGUCGUCUGCCAGCAGUCCGAAGAAUAUUCACGCAAUCUGCCGUGCCUACAUGCUUCAGUCAGGGCAUGGUGGCUUGCUGAGUACAGUGGAUGGUACAUGGAUGAUGCUGCUGGGUCACUUCUGCAGGGCGUAGAUAUCGAUGCAGAGGAUAGACAGAGGUCGAAACAGUUCACGGAAGCUCUAAGAGACGGGGCAUUCGACAUGUUACUUGCAGUCGCAGCAGAUGUCAAGUCCCCGGAAUGGCAAGAACCAGCCAGAGUUGGCAUCCGGCAAUGGCUCCAGAGGAAGGCACCGGCGCUUCCCCCCGAUACCCCUCCUUUCUCCGAUUUCUUCCAGGCGUGUCUGAUGGGCCAAAUGGAGGUCUUCAUCGACGCUUUCAUUUCAAAUCUACCAGAUAUUCUCCGGAAGCUCCGCAUUGAAGAAGAUGAGCAACGGCAACUGAACCAAGCCCACGAGCAGGACCUUGAUUUGGAGAGAUUUCUUCUCAUCAUCGCGUUUUCCUACGAGGGGCGACCAGAGGCAGCCGAUGCAUUCUGGGCCGACCCGGAGAGCAAUCUUGCCGGCUUCCUCCAAUGGGCGUCUCGCAGAGCUUCUACGCCGCUUGUCAGUGCCUUCUGCGAAAUGCUUCAGUCUCUUUCAGAAGACUCUGAGUCUGCAACUUCAGCUCAUGAGUUUCUCCUCGACGACGGACAUCAUGCGGCUGGGAAGAUAAGGCGAUCGCUUUCUUUGACUUGGUCCCAGAUUUUGAAGGAAUUGGACUUCUUCGCCAACAAGAUCAGAGAGAAGCCGGUGCCUGCCCAAACACACGCUUACAAGACCGGCAAGUUCGGCAGUGAGCAGGCUGAGACCGAGCCCGAGUCUGCCAUGAUGUUAGAAUGCUAUCUCAGGCUGAUGACUAAACUAUCCUCACAAAGUGAGACGGUCCGAAUCUUUCUGCUCAGCGAAGACAAGCCGAAUCCAGUUGUGUUGCUAUUCCAGCUCAUCAGUAGCCUUGUGCCGUCCCGUCUCCGGGCAUGCGCAUUCAACACACUGAGCGCACUCAUGUGUCGAAAGCGCAUUGACGAAAGCAAACUCAUGUGGUACUACCUGGAUUCAUGCCUGAGCGGUGCCUUCAUCGCAAGUUCCGGAAGAACAGCCACGACGAAUCCUAUGCCUCCCUCGUACUAUAUGGAGGGUCUAUUUGAGGAAAUGAGCUCCCGCUUCGAGGAGUCGAGUUCCUUCAUCGAGCUUCUGGCGUCUCUCACUUGUCUUCCUCAAGAAUAUCCCCUGAACGAUGUGCUGCCCUUUCAAGAAGAUCUCGGAGCAGCUACGCGCAUACGCCCUGGCAUCGACCCGUACAUCGACUUUGCACUUGGUCAUAUUUUUGCCUGGAGAGUACAGGACGCCUCCGAGGUUGUGCAUCAGAGGAUAUUACGAUAUAGAUGCCUCGAGUUCGCUCUCACCUGCCUUUCCACCUUCAACGAAGACCUGAUCAUAUUCGGCAAUGAGGCCAGCAUUUCCGUCGAUGCUGCCAUCUCUUCCACAGAUCUUGCAAGUUAUGUAUCCUUGCAUCCAUCUGUACGUGUGAUGGAGUGGAUGUUCGACAGCCACGUGAUUAAAGCAUUAUUGAACACUCUUCACCAAGAUCCAGCUGAAGUUGGUGCUGCUGCUCCUGACUCGCCCCUGAUUCUGAGCAUUCUGCGGGCUGUCGAAGUUAUCACAAAGGUACUCGACUUACAGACCACAUACCUUGAUCUCAUUCGACCAAUCGUCAAGCCACAGGCGAGAACUCAAAGUCGAUCUACUUACAUCCCUACCUCAAAUGGCGCAUAUGCGUCUGUGGAGGACGGCUUGAUGACGAGUCUGAACCUGGUGGCUAACCUGGGAAGUUACUGUGGCAUUGGCCAUGCUCACCUUACUCUCGCAAGCUUAAAACUACUCGAAAAGAUAUCUACCUCUCCCAAGAUCAUAUCCGCCUGGCAGACAGGACCUGAGCGUCAAGUGCGUCGUAACAAAGCCAUUGUCGCUCUAGAAGAAAACGGGAACGCCACUGCAAUUGCAGGCUCAUUCAUUUCAGAGAUGAGCAGCCCACUCGAUUUAUACCGGAAAACCGAGUCCCCGGGGUACCAAACGAAGAUGUACAUCCUCGACUUCCUCUACUCUUGCAUCCGCGCAAAUCCCGAUCGACCUACUGUAGCACAUCUGCUCCUCGGAUUUCAGUGUGAAGCCGAAACACUCGGGGUUGAGGCCAGGAGCCCUUUUGAUCAGGGGGCGUCGUUGUUUCAUACACUCCUGGGCAUAGUAGUUGAGCUUGUCAUCAGCGACGAAGGGGGUAUGCGACAAUGGCUCAUCGACCUAAAAUACCGGGUAAUGCGAGUUUUACGCGCGCUUUGGAGUUCGUCGCUGUCUUCCGGCAUCGUUCUGGAACAACUUAGGGAGAACGAAUUCGUUUUCCAUGUGCUACUGCAAGGCCUGGUCAUGCAGCCGUCCUCAAUAUGGGAUGGGUUUGAGCCUAAUGGUCCCGACUUCUUGACCACACCAGCAGCACAGGGCUAUGUCGAAUACCUAUCUAUGAGGUCCAUGGCUUUGGAGUACAUCACGCACGAGCUUUGCAGUGUUACGCAGAGUCAUACCCCUGCUUUGAAGCGGCGCAUCUUUGAUGCCCUCACCGGCCAAGUGUUAAUAGACGGUGGCGAGACGAUGACCAUCCCCUCCAUAUUUGAGCUCCAAGAUUUUCUGCCUCAGGAAGAUCUAUUUGCGACGAUGCCGCCGGAACUUAACGUAUAUCGAGAUCUCGACAUGCGGGUGUGCCUUGAAGAGGAUGACGACUCGAACCUGGUGUACAACUUGGGCAAGGUAAACGAGAUUCUACUGUUGAAGCGAAACCAAAAUCAGCCACCGGGUACUCUUGUAUCUCAGCAGGAACCCCUACCUGCAGAUGUAGAGGCGGAUCAUGUGAAGAUAUAUGCAGCCUACCUCAACCGCCUCACGCAGGUCAACUCCUCCAGCCACAAGAUUCUGAAGGCGUGGACAACUUUGCUGAUGGUAAUGACCGACUCCAAUGACUUUAAAGGCACCAACCGGAUCUCCUUCAUCCUCCAAGCAUUGCAGGCCAUUCUGCCCAGCUUAGAGAUAUAUGGCUCGGACAAUGUUAGCGCGGCCUACGAACUAGCCAAGCUAGCCAAGGUCCUGCUCUUCAGUCUCGACUUCAGCUCCAUGGACAUGACUGACAAGCAAGCUCGUUCGAUCGGCAGUCUGAUCAGCGACAAGCUCUUCCAGCUCUUCCAGGCAUGCCUUCAGGCCAUCGCAAAGUGGACCGGUCGUCCUCAACUUCGUGCCAUUUACUACAGCAUUUCCUAUCGGUAUAUCACGGCGCUGGUGGAUCACGGCCAGGGGAUCUUGUCCGGUCGCCACAAAACGGCCAAGACAGUUCAGGUGUUUGGCGAAAGGCUCAUCAACGUCGUUUGUGAUGAUGCUGGCGGCGGCGAUGGGGCCUGCCAGACGGCAGCGCUGACCCUGCUGGGCACUCUGGUCAACCUAGGCAGGCACGAGAACAACCCUUACGUCGUGGAGACACUGAACAGGCUCAACUUUAUCGGCGUCCUAGUCGACUCGCUGCGCAAUAUCAUGGAAGAGUGGAUCACGGUCAGCCAAUCCGCCCCGGACCAGCAGCACUAUCAAGAUGCCAAGCUCGCCCUUCUGUUGCAACUGUGCCAGACGCGCGACGGCGCCAAGAAUGUACUGCACGCUAACUUAUUCCGCGCUAUCGAUCUUUCCGGGCUCUUCUCAGCCGAUCCCGAGCUGCAAGUGAAUGCGAUGGACGCGAAAGCCCUGGCACACCACUAUACCCUGCUCAUCAAGGUCACCCGCAUAAUCGGGGCCGCUAUUGUCAGCCGUGGUUCCCACAACGUCGCGCAGGGCAGGCGUUUCUUGACCGAGCACAGGCUGCUGGUCAUGCACGUCCUCAAACGGUCGGCUGGGAUUGGAGCCGGGCCUGGUAGAGUGGACGGCGGGCUGGAGGAGAACAUACAGGAAUUGGCGGAAGCUUUCAUGGUUAUCAUAAUUGCGACUGGAUUUCUCGAGUAUGAAAGCGAAGCUUGUGCAACACAGCAGCCAACCACUAACACGAUUCUGUUCCACUAG